This is a messenger RNA of Gigantopelta aegis, 4513 nucleotides long. RefSeq names its product serine/threonine-protein kinase Nek1-like. Lineage: Eukaryota; Metazoa; Mollusca; Gastropoda; Neomphalida; Peltospiridae. Gene Ontology annotation, molecular function: ATP binding; protein kinase activity. Gene Ontology annotation, biological process: protein phosphorylation. The record is from RefSeq and is a predicted model, not a curated record. Bases 1 to 4455 code for a protein of 1484 amino acids. The transcript is spliced from 42 exons.
AUGCCUGCAAAGGAAAGAGAAUCAUCAAGAAAAGAGGUGUUGGUUCUAGCACAGCUGAAACAUCCACAUAUUGUUGCAUACAGGGAGUCAUUUGAAGAGCAUGGAACUCUAUACAUAGUAAUGGACUAUUGUUCUGGAGGUGACCUAUACACAAAAAUAAAUUCACAGAGAGGAGCCUAUUUUCAAGAGGAGCGGGUAUGGACCUGGUUUGUCCAAAUUUGUUUGGCAAUAAAACACAUCCACGACCGGAAGAUCCUUCACCGGGACAUCAAGUCACAGAAUAUUUUUAUAUGUGGUAAUGGCACCGUGCAGAUUGGAGACUUUGGCAUUGCUAAGGUUUUGAAUAGCACGGUGGAGUUAGCUAGAACCUGCAUUGGUACACCUUACUACUUGUCUCCAGAACUUGUAGAGAACAAACCAUACAACAAUAAAAGUGAUAUUUGGUCUUUGGGGUGUGUCCUCUAUGAGUUAACAACUCUCAAGCAUGCUUUUGAAGCAGGAAACAUGAAAAAUUUGGUGCUAAAGAUAAUCAGGGGAUCGUAUCCACCCAUUCCAGCACAGUACAGCUACGAGUUGCGUGGUUUGAUAGCACAACUCUUCAAGAGAUCUCCAAGAGACCGUCCAUCCAUCAACUCCAUACUAAAGAAAAACUUCAUGCUGCCAAGAGUGCGAAAAGUGUUAUCAGAGGAAGAAAUGGAAGCCGAGUUCAGCCACACUGUAAUGCACGGACACAAAAUAGGCCGGGCUCUCCCUCCAGCACCGCGACCGUCCAGUGCAGCAGCGAAGAGACCAGCUCCCCAGGCCAGGCCUUCAUCGGCUCACGGUCGCUACAACCCAGCAGCAGUUUAUGGACAGCCCGUCGUGAAGAAGUCAAAGGAAUUCAGGCCUGAUGUGAAAAAGAGACCAGGAAGUGCUGGUAGAAUUAUACCUGGGCAGCAGGACUGGGAAAAGAAAAAGCAAAAUUUGGUAUUCAAAGAAAGAAAAAGAAGGGAUGAACAACAAAAGAAGGAUCAGCAAGAUUUGUUUGAAAAGCAACACAAAGAAUUUAUUGAAAAACAAAAGAUUGCUCGAAUAAACCAUUCCCGAGAGGAAGGCUGGAAAUGUGUGAUGGACUCUAUGAAUUCUGAUAGUGGCGAUGACAAAGUUUCACCCAGAGAGGGAAACCAGCAAGCACUUGCUGCACCAAGGCAACCAGCUAACCAGAAUAACCAGCAAGCAGGGCCGAGGGAGAAAGGCAAAUAUGACAAGUAUCAUGCCUAUCUAGACAAAAUACAGCAAGAUCGAGGUGCAGCGAGAGUUCCGGACAUACCGCAACCCGUGAACAAGAAACCAGGAGACUACAUGCAGGCACCACCAGAAGCUGCCCGUGUUAAUGAAGUGAAACCAGACAGAGAUUUCAUUAACCGGGCAAUAAACCAACAACCUGCCGCAACACCUGUUGUCUUCAACCAUGUUCAAGAAGCUGAAAGAAACAGAAGGUAUGCAGCUGAAGCUGCAGAAAGGGCGAAGGUAUUGGAAGACUUUAUGCAGAGAAAACGAGAAGCUGCAAUCAAUAAACAGAGAGGGUUGAAUGAUGUGUAUGGAGCUCGACCUGGGUCUGCCCCUUCACAGCGACCACAACAACCAAGACGUGCAGCUGGUAACAGAGCAGUAAAUCAGCCAGCUACUCCAGGCAGAAACCGCGAAGAACAGGAGUAUUUACAAAAACUUAGGCAAAUCCGUGAACAAAAUAUGAAGGAGAGACGUAUGUUACAGAACAAGAUGAAGCCUCAACACAAUUCCAAGAAAGAAGCUGAAGAAAGGAGAAAAAAAAUCCAAGCCCUUAGGCAACAGGCUGAUGAAUGGGCUCAGAAAAAGAAAGAUCAGCUGGAAAAAGAGAAGAAGGAGAUAAUUGACAGAAUGAAAGCGAGAGAACAAUAUAUGAAACAGAGGGAAGCAGAAGCCAAGCAACAGAAGCAGGCACAAUCAAGACCAGAGACACCUCGACAGGUUGUCAUGAAGCCUGCACCCGCUGUGCCCAUCACAGGAGCAUUACACGCCAUCGGAGCCGGAGGAGGAAAAGAAGAAAAAAGUCCAUUGCAACAAAAGAAGAAUGAAAUUCUGAAAAAGUUAAAUGAAAAACCCCCCGGUGCUAGAGGCAAGUGGGGGUCUCCAGCAAGUCCCUUGGCACUGACUGAUGAAGAUGAGGACGAAACACCAGUGUCUGCCAGACCCAAGUGGGGUGAAGCUGGAGGUCAGAACCUGGCUGAACUACCCUUGGAAGCAACUGCUUCACAGAUGGAAGUAACCAGUGCAAGAGACCAGGUUAUUAAAGGGGGAGCGACUCCACGGAACCAGUGGGGGAAACCUGGUGGAACAGUUCUCAAUGUUCUUGAAGGUCUGCCUAUCUGUGAGGAAACUGUCAACAUGGAUACCAAUGUUUCAGGUGGAUCUAAUGAAGAUAAAAAAUCCCCAACCCCUAUUCCUGCUGGUUCUGUUCCAGGGGUAGGGGAGACGAUCACUAUCUCCAAAACACCUGUCAGUAAGGGAACCAUUGUAAUUAAAGGGGCAGACCAGACUGAAGAUGUAUCAAAAACAGAAGACAAGUCAAAAACAGAUGACAAGUCAAAAACAGAUGAUACAAAGAUGGAAGUUGCCACCAUGGAUGUAUCUUCAAAUGCAGCACUUCCUGUAGAUUCACAGAUACUGAAAGGAACAUUUGUGAUUAGUGAAGCAAAACAAUUUAUAGCUAAUCAUAAACCUGAAAUGAUAGCAGAAUGUUGUGAAGAUACGUUCUUUACUGAAUCUGAAGACAUUAAUGAGUCUGAUGUAUCGGAACUAAAUCAGAUCCAUUUAGAAGAAAUGAAUGAAGAUAGCAAAGAUCCAGAAAAGCCAGAAUUACAUCAGAAUAUGACAGAUGUGAAUCAACUAACUGAGAAACCAGACAAAACACAGAAGGACCAAGCCAUGGAUGAAAGUAAUGACGUUCAGACAGAGUCUGCAUAUGUAGUGCCUUUGAAGUAUUUGAUGGCGGACCAAGAACAAACUAUGCAAACAAACAUCACAGACGAGAGUUCGCCGGAAAAAGAUGUGCAGAUUGUAACUGUUCAGGCCAAGAAACCUGCCAUUCUGUUUCCGAAACCAGUCUUACUUCCUAAGCCUGACUUACCAGAGGAGUAUUUUGUGAGGGGUCCAGAAAUUGUGAGAAGUGAGGGAGCUGGCAGCUUGUUUGAUAAAGUUCAACUUGAGGAGGACGAAGAUGAAGAUAUGAAAUCUGAAAAAGAAACAAACGUUGAACAGUUAAACAAAAGUGUUGAAGUAGAAAAGUUUGUUUGUCAAGCUAUUACUACAGGAAAGUUUGAUCUGAAAGAUAUUCAGUUGAUGAGAACAGCCUCUGAACCAGAUCUGUCCAGGAUGAAUGAAUCUGAAAUUAAGAAGCCUUUUGCAAAUCUACUGUCCAGGCACAUAAGUUUGGAUGAGAUGAACGAUGAAGCAGUUGAAACGUCUAACCAAGAUGAUGAACUGUCAUUGUCACCAAGGUCAAACCCAUCUCCAAGGUCAGUUUCAUCUACAAAGUUGGACACACAACCAGAGCCCAAUGAUUCACCAAGGUCAAAUACAUCACCUAAUUCUGGGGUCUCCCCAAGAUCCGAUACAUCUUCGAAGUCAACUGAAUUGUCAAAAUCAGUUGAAUUGUCAAAAUCAACUGAAUUGUCAAAAUCACCUGAAUUGUCAAAAUCAGCUGCAUUGUCAAAACAGAAAGAGAAGGAAGGCAUAUCUAGCAAUGAUAGCAAUCACAACAACUCAGAACAGAAUUAUACAUCAGGAAAGUCGGAGGAUAAGAUGGAGGAGAAUCGUGAUGAUGACGUGGAGAAUGAUGAAGAAGAAGAAGAUGAUGAUGAUGACCUGAUAAAUGUUCGAGCAACAAUGCAGAGUUUGUUAAUAGAUGAUGAUGAUGGUGGUGAUGACAGUGCUUCAGACGAGGCCAACAUGGAUGUUGCUGCCAGUACUGAAGACAAGUGUAGGACUGAUGAGGCUUCACAGGGUGAGGAGAAACAGGAGAUGUUGGAACACGGUGAGGGUGUGGGGAAUGAUGAGCAGAAAGGAGAUGACGAAAGUGAGUCAAGGAAGGAUUCCGUGUCCGAGUCUGUGGAAAGUGAAGAACCUUUUGCUGAUGGAGAUGACUUGUUUGAUGACAGUGAUGCCGAAACUCAGUUUGGAGAUGAUGAUGAUGAAGAUUAUGAUCUCUUUAGUCGACUUGAGCAGACGCGGAUGGAGCUUGAAGAAGCUCUAGGAUUUGAAAAAUUCAUUGAAGUCUACAAAGCAGUUGAGGCACUGCAGGAAGACGAAGACGAGAAUGUUCAGGAGGGAGCCCGCAUUGUCAUUGAGAUGCUCGGGAAGGAAAAGGAGCAUCUGUACCCGAAAAUCUUUCAGUUGGUUAUAGCGGACACUGCUUUUACUGAUGACAAUGCAUGAACAAGAAUACCUGCUGCUGAGCUUUGGUGAUAUGACUGUAUUAUAACAUUUGAAAAUC